Molecule: messenger RNA, 1730 nt
Organism: Lemur catta (Ring-tailed lemur)
Lineage: Eukaryota; Metazoa; Chordata; Mammalia; Primates; Lemuridae
Gene: NANOS1
Product: nanos C2HC-type zinc finger 1
Exons: 1
Coding region: 1-873 (290 amino acids)
Biological process (GO): negative regulation of translation; oogenesis
Cellular component (GO): perinuclear region of cytoplasm
Molecular function (GO): zinc ion binding; mRNA binding
Source: RefSeq, a predicted model, not a curated record
AUGGAGGCUUUCCCCUGGGCGCCCCGCUCGCCCCGCCGCGGCCGCGCCCCCGCGCCCAUGGCGCUCGUGCCCAGCGCCCGCUACGUGAGCGCCCAGGGCCCGGCGCACCCGCAGCCCUUCAGCUCGUGGAACGACUACCUGGGGCUCGCCACGCUCAUCACGAAGGCGGUGGACGGCGAGCCCGGCUUCGGCUGCGCCCGCGGUGCGGACGGCGGCGGCGGUUCCCCGCCCUCCUCCUCCUCCUCCUCGUCCUGUUGCUCCCCCCACGCAGGGGCCGGGCCGGGGGCGCUGGGGCCCGCGCCCGGGCCACCAGACUACGAUGAGGACGACGACGACGACGACAGCGACGAGCCGGGCUCCCGGAGCCGCUACCUGGGGGGCGCGCUGGAGCUGCGCGCGCUGGAGCUGUGCGCGGGCCCCGCCGAGGCCGGGCUGCUGGAGGAGCGCUUCGCCGAGCUGAGCCCGUUCGCGGGUCGCGCCGCCGCGGUUCUGCUGGGCUGCGCGCCCGCCGCCGCCGCCGAAGUGACGCCGCGCGAGGAGCGGGCCCGGGCGUGGGCGGCCGAGCCCCGGCUGCACAGGGCCUCCGGGGCGGCGGCCGCCCGGCUGCUGAAGCCCGAGCUGCAGGUGUGCGUGUUCUGCCGGAACAACAAGGAGGCGGUGGCGCUCUACACCACCCACAUCCUGAAGGGCCCCGACGGGCGAGUGCUGUGCCCCGUGCUGCGCCGCUACACGUGCCCCCUGUGCGGCGCCAGCGGCGACAACGCGCACACCAUCAAGUAUUGCCCGCUCUCCAAAGUGCCGCCGCCGCCCGCCGCCCGCCCGCCGCCGCCGCGCAGCGCCAGGGACGGCCCGCAGGGCAAGAAGCUGCGCUGAGGGCCUGGGCUCGGGCUGCCGGCACCUGACGCCACCGGGGCUGCCGCCGCCGUCCCACUCUUGGUCUGCGCAGCGUUCCUCCCUCGCUGUCGGGGAGAUCUGGAGCUCAGCAGUUGGCUCAACCUGGGACCUCGUCUUGGUGGUUUGUCAAAAGCUGACCGUGUGGAGUACUUCCCUGCCGAGCGUUUGGGACUAGACACUAAAAUCUCCGUUUGUCUCUACAGUUUCUAGUUUGCCCACAUCCAGAACCGCGGAGGCUGGGUGUGUAUUCCACUAACUGAAAUAUGGCAACUUAGAGGCGCUGUUUAUUUACUGUAUACGUCGACCUAUUUUAGAUGCGCAUCAGUAUGAAAUUGUCUCAGUCUAACCUUGAAUGUUUCAUUUUAUGAAUGGAGGCACUUUACUAGGUCUAGAAUAUUUUUUUAAAAGCCUCUGAACUGAGCUUAAAACUGGCGAUUUUAUGGAAUGUUGACAAAAUGACUAUUUUAUUGUUUGAAGCAAGUAAUAUUCUUAGUUGUCCUUAAUCAGUUAUUCUAAUUCCAGGUGAAGGCAAGCCCCUAGUGCAUCACCGUUAUGAGAAGUGAAGGUUUUGUAAACUUUCCAGUAUUAAUUUGGGCGGGUAUUCCUCCUUGUGGCUUGUUACGUCCUAGUAAAAUGCACAAUCUGUAGCAGGUAGAAUACAGCUCCUUAUCCUCUUAUGUACCAGAUCUUUUAUUACUGAACUAGCAACUAGCCUUUUCCACCUUUAAAAAUCGUGCCAAGUCAAUCAUACUGUGUAUAACUUGGAAAUGGUGCUGUUAAAAAAAAAAGACGUGUAUUUGUACAGUUAACAGUAUAUGAAUUCAUUAACCUCACCU